Messenger RNA from Cladocopium goreaui, 4315 nucleotides. The record is from the annotation of a GenBank genome assembly. Lineage: Eukaryota; Dinophyceae; Suessiales; Symbiodiniaceae.
GUAUGAGUUGACUCUGACUCUGUCAACUCAAGCAUUACCCUGGGAAGAUCAAGAAGAUAGUGAUGACGACCAUGACGACCAUGACGACCAUGAGGACCAUGAGGGCGAUGAAGGCGAUGAAGGCGAUGAAGGCGAUGCAGCUUCUUCAGAAUCCGAAGGCGAUGAAUUUGAGAAUUUUCUCCCAACUUUUCUCUUGGAUCAGCUGGUGACGGAUGAAUGGCAAUCCAUGGGUCUUCCACGGGUCUUGGCUGAAUCUGCUGCCAUCGCCUCGCAUGUUCUCCGACCCCUCUGUGUGGAUCCUCAAGAACAGGCUCUAUCCUGGCUGCGGAAGAGAGUGGACUUUGUCACACACGUGGGCAGCCCCAAGUUGCCACAGGCCCUUCAGCAUUGCCAAGAAGGCCGUAGCCUAUUGCUGCUGGGGGUUACAGACCAGCUGCCAGCCUGUGUGGUGGAGUUUUACCAACCAGAGGUGGAGCAAAAAGAGCCGAAGGGCUCACCCGCGAAAUCAUCUGCCAGUCUGGGAGAAGAGGAGAAAGAUUCAAAGAGCAAGAAAGGCAAAGGCAAAAUCUUCGUGGUGACUCCAGAUCUGCCAUGGCGAUCGCUGGCGCUAUCGCCGCUGGACGUGGUGAACUUCGAGGUGGUGGAAGUGGAGCAGAUUCUGCUGCGGGCCAUGUCUAAGGAACCCCUCCAGUUGCAGGUGGCGAGUUUGAAGGAUUUCCCCAGCAACCAACGAGAAUUUCUGCAGCUGGAAGAGAAGAUCCAGCUUUUGUUGGCAGAGGGCGCCAGUCACAAAACCGGCAUCCUGGGCGAUAACGACUUGAUGUCCGAGAUCAGCACUUCGCGGUGUCGCUGCUGCGAACUACAGGAGAUGAACCAGGAGGCCCUGCUGCAGCGUCGCAACUUCCUGGAGAAACGUCGGAAUUUCCUCCGCGCCGCCCGGAGCUGUGCGACGCUCUUCCGCUCCAUGCAUCGCUUGGCACAGCUGGGUGUUGGCAGCGCGCCGUCCCUGUUUCAAAUGGAACACGCCUCUGCAGAAGCUUGCGCUACGGUGCUGAAAUCCCAAGGGCUGAUGCAAAGCUUUGGGAAGGAUUCAUCGCUGCAAGUGGCGGCCGCGUUAAUGUCCUUGAGCAAUUCGCCGUGGCUGGUGGUCUCCCGCGUCUUGCAACGCUUCAGCUGGAGUUAUUUCAGACAUCAGCAGCCCUUGCUGCUGCUGCUGCUGAUGAUGGCCUUCCAAAGCCAGCCGCAGGAGCCGUUGGAGAUGAAUUUCCUGCUGAAUCCCGAGUCAUUGAGGUCAGAGGUCUUCGAGUCAGCCGACGUCGAUGCCAGCAACACAUUGCCAGCCGCGGUUUGGCAGAAGGUGCGAAGCCUAAGUGCCUUGAAACCACAGAUCUUCGGAAAGCUUCCAGAGAGCAUUCUGGCGAACGCAGAUGCCUGGCACACAGCCCUCUGCUGUGGCGAUCCCUUGCCAUACGGUGAGGCGCCUUUGGGAGCUUUCGAUCGUUUGCUGUUGGCACGUGCCGUACAGCCCUUCCUCGUCUUCCAAGUGGAACUGAAGAGAUAUGCCUUGGAAGUGCUGGAUGGCGACCAGCCAGAGGUUCCCAACUUUGAGGAGGUCAUGCAGCAGGCCCUGGAGGUCUCCGUGGUUCAGAAAGAGGACAAGCAGCAGGCCGAAGAGAAGAAAGCUGAGCAGGGCCGCAAGAAGUCCGUGGUGCUGGUGACUGGGAGUGAUGAUGGAACUGGCAAAUCGGAGUCCAUGCGACGCAAAUCGGCGGCGCCAGACAGAACGGGCUCGCGAAAGGACUUCAUCCGCAAGCAGUCCAAUGUCAGCGUUGAAUCCACCCGCAGCACUCGCAGCGCUCGGAAAAAAUCCCAGGGCGAUUUGGCCAGAUCCGUUUCUCGCUUGGAGCGGAAGAAAUCUCACCAGGCGAUGCGUGGAGCGAUGACGCCCCUGGCACUUUGUCGCGCUCGGGGUCGGGAGAAUCUUGGCGCAGGGCAGGCGGCGCAGGCGGCGCAGGGCAGGGUUUCGGUGGUGGAAUCGGACUGUGGUGGGUCAACGAUGAUGGGCUCGACUUCGGAAUUCGAUUUCUCUGGACAACGUCGCAAACGCGAAAUGCGAAAGAAAGCUCCGGUGCCGUAUCCCAUUUUGCUGGUGCUGACACCAGAUGCUGAACCCUCAAGAUACCUGGCGCGAUUGGCAGCAGCACAGCUCCUGGAGCAAUACAUCGGGGCCAAACAACAGGAGCUACGAGUUCUGAACGUGGGACGCUGGCAGACAGACAGUGGUCAUCUUAUGGAGAUGGUGAAAGAUGCCUAUAAGCGCGGCAGGUGGCUGCUCUUGGAAAACAUCGAGUUGGAAUCUGACAUUCACUUGCCUUUGGACUGCUUUUUGACAUCCAUCCUUGAGGGACCUGAAUACUUUGAUCGCGAGAAGGGCAGUGCCCUUCCAGGUUUUCGGCUGUUCCUCUCCACCUCCCUCCGUGCUUUGCAGCACGUUCUCCGCGCCACGCUGCGGCUGAAGUGCGUUGCGCUGGCCUGGGAGUUGCCACGGGGCGCCAAAGCCUUGCUACAACGAUGCCAUGGUGUUACGAAGGUCAAAGACACUUCCAUUUGGAACACCUGCGAGAAGUAUCAGGAGGGUCGACGACUUCUGGUGCAGUUGGCGCGAUUUCAGGCUGUUCUACAAGCGCAUCCAUCUCGAAACCAGGAGAUGCCAUUCCACUACGCCCUGAUGUGUUUCGAAGAUCUCCUGACGCGUCUGGGGGAGACGAGGGAGACGAGGGAGACGAAGGAGGCGAAAGAGGCGCCUCCUGUGGUGCGGAAAGGUAUGGCGAUUGCAAAUACAAUCAAGGCAGAAGCGAUCGGAAGGCACGCUGGCUUCGGAGGCUUCGCAGGAGGUAUCUUUGAGGACGUCCUGCGGGUCGUAUUUGCCUUUGCAAACGCGUUGAAGAACCACCUGACACUGUUUGCAGGUGCGAACCAGCUCUCCGUGGGCUUCUCCUUCCAUUUGUCGCUGAUGUUUACCUCGGAGAGCGAGCUGAGUCGUCGAAGUCUCGCCGCCAUCUUCGAGUCCAAAGGGUUGGGGUCUCCCAGAGAUCGCUCUUUUGGUGAUUCAUUGGAUGAUGGCGCUAUGCCCGGUCAUCUUCCCAGCUUCGCCGGGGAGACGCUGGAGGAUGCCUUGGAAUUUCUGGGUCACACGGACACCUUCGAAUGCCAGGCAGCCAUCGAAUUCUUGGCUCAGUUUUGUGGAGUUCUCUUCACGGAUCACAAGAACGACCUGGACUUGGGAGGUGAAAGGCUCAGAUGUGCAGCAACUGUGAGCGAUGAAACAGCGCCAGUUUCGACGAAUCCUGAGGAGGAUGGCAUGCCUGAAGAAGUGGCCAGUGCGUUGCAUCUGCAUCUGCUCCGAGAACUGGAGUUGGCCUGCGGCUUGCUGCGAAGAGCGCGCACCCAGCUGGAGGCGAUCAUUGGCUUUCUGGAAGGCAGCAGGCCCUACGAUCCCGACACGGCAGAGGUCUUCGAGUCCAUCCGACUCUUACGAACUCCCAGCGCGUGGCUGGCCAUGCCGCCUAGAACUGCAUUGGCUUCAUGGUCUAAGGACGUAACAUCCCGGAUUUUGUCCUUGCACAGCUGGGAAGAGAAGGGCAAGGUGCCGGUGUGCUUCUCCAUGGCCUCUUUCUUCAAUCCGCAAGGUUUCCUGACGGCGGUACUGCAGGGCAUGGCCCAUCUGCGCAAGUCCUCGUUGGAAAAGAUGCACUUCGAACAUCACGUGGAACACCUGCUGCAGAAUGAAGAGGAGGUGGCACAGCAACUGCAAGCGGAUCGAGCCCUGGACCUCGCGAGCUUUCAAGGGGUCUUUGUGGCCAACCUGGUCUUGGUGGGCGCAUCGUGGAGUCGACGCAAGGGGAUCUUGGAGGAGCCAGACCCCCUGCAGCCCAGUUGCGUCUUGCCAGUCAUUCGGUUCAAUGCCGUGGAUGGGACACAGGAACCCAAGACCGAAAUGGGAAGGGGCUCCCUGGCCGGCUCCAAAGGCCCUGUGGGGCUGAGCAAAAUGCAGGAGGCCCUACGUGCUCGUGCUGCUCCGAAACGCGGAAGCCUGGGUGGUGGACGGCUGCAAAUGAUGAUGUCCAAGGCGGCGAACAACCGAAUCCACAACUUCAGCUGCCCGCUCUUGUUGCAGAGUCCAUUCCGAGGACAGAUGGGACUUUGGUGCUGCGACCAACAGCCCCUGGACUUUGUGGACAUUCCGAUGGGUUCCUGUGAGUCUCAGGACCAAUGGCUGUUGCGAGAUACUGCCAUUGUGAUCCAUGCGGAUUGA